CCGGAGCGCAUUCCUUAACACCGCUCACAGUGGAGACACACGACGGCCGCUGUCUCUCGAACCCGUGCGGCGACUCCGGGACUGCCAAACUGGGCACCAGGGCCUGCGGAUAUCCAUCGAGCACUUUGGGUUUACCUUAAAAUCGGCCGAAUAAGCCAGCCAAAGCAAAACCAGACCGUUUCGAGAGCUCAGCAGCGAUGUCGGAGUUUCUGGUGAAUCUGCUCGGAGAGCGGCUCGUCAACGGGGAGAAAGCCGAGGUGGAUGUUCACUCGCUGGGCAGUAAGCUGUCUCUGCUCGGGCUCUACUUCGGCUGCAGUUUGAACGGUCCCUGCAAACAGUUCAACGCGAGUCUCUGCGAGUUUUACAGCAAGUUUAAGAAAUCCUCGGAGCACAAGGACAAAUUGGAAAUCGUCUUCAUCUCAUCGGAUCAGGACCAGAAACAGUGGCAGGACUUCUUGCAGGAGAUGCAAUGGCCGGCGUUGCCUUUUAAAGACAGACACAAAAAGAUGAAGCUUUGGAACAAGUACAAGGUGACUAGUAUUCCUUCUCUGGUGUUCAUCGAUGCUACCACGGGGAAGGUGGUGUGUCGAAACGGCUUGCUUGUGGUUAGAGAUGAUCCAAAAGGCCUGGAGUUCCCCUGGGGGCCGAAGCCCUUUGCGGAGGUGGUGGCCGGGCCCUUGCUCAGGAACAACCGACAGACGACAGACAGCAGUGCCCUGGAGGGAUCCUAUGUGGGGGUUUACUUCUCUGCACACUGGUGUCCUCCUUGUCGCAGUCUAACCCGAGUGCUGGUGGAAUCGUACCGGAAAGUGAAAGAAUCAGGGCAAAAAUUUGAGAUUGUGUUUGUCAGUGCUGAUAGGUCAGAGGAGUCAUUUACGCAGUAUUUCAGCGAGAUGCCGUGGUUGGCGGUGCCGUACACAGACGAGGCCAGGCGGUCACGACUCAACAGACUCUAUGGAAUCCAAGGUAUCCCCACACUGAUUUUACUGGACACAGAGGGUCACAUGAUCACGCGACAGGGCCGGGUGGAGAUUCUCAACGACCCUGACUGUCGGCUCUUCCCGUGGCACCCGCGGCCCGUGCUGGAGCUUAGCGAAUCCAACGCCGUGCAGCUGCAUGAAGGCCCCUGCUUGGUUCUGUUCGUAGACGCUGAGGAAGAAGGAGAGCUGGAGCCGGCCAAGGAGCUCAUCCAGCCAAUCGCAGAGAAGAUCAUGGCUAAAUACAAGGCAAAGGAGGAGGAGACACCACUGCUCUUUUUUGUUGCUGGAGAGGACGAUAUGAGCGAUUCCCUGCGGGACUACACCAACCUGCCUGAGGCCGCGCCUCUCCUCACCAUCCUGGACAUGUCGGCCCGUGCCAAAUACGUUAAAGACGUGGAGGAAAUCACACCUGCUGUGGUAGAACAGUUUGUUAAUGACUUUCUGGCCGAGAAGCUCAAACCGGAGCCCAUUUGAAGUCCUCGAGCUCCCUGCGCCCUGUUACCCGAACCUCCAUCUGGCCCUUGACCUCCAGGCGUGCUCUCUCUUCUCUUCCUGUCAGACUGUUCGAACAGACGCGUACUUUGUAUUGACAUUUUACUUCUUUUAAUACGUGCCCCUCCAUCUCGAAGUGGCGGCCGCCUCCUCCUGUGGUGCCUUGCAUUUACUACAGCGCUGAUGGUAAAAUGCAGAUUUUAACGUUGAUUGUCUUUUGCCGUUACAUUUAGAGAUUAGAUUGAUCCCUGCAGCUGCAAGUGAACACGAAUUUGUUCCGAUUUGCUUUUAUUGAGAUUUUUAUCAAGUGUUUCCUUCUAUCCUUGGAUAUUGUUUUAAGAAUCAAGAGCUUAGAAUAAAUAUAGCUUGGUAGAUGUAUUAUUAUUAUUAUUUUUCCACAGACACUGCACAUUUCACGUGGCCAUACGUUAUGUGAUUCUCUACUUAUGGGUGCUGAUAAAUAUGCAUACAUGGGCAAGCUGAUGUUAAUAUCCUUGUAUAGAAGGCGCUAUCUAUUCUUCGUGUAGCUGCCGCUGUUUAUUUUUAAUGCAGUUGUCUGUAGUUGAUUCUUUAAAGGUCUUAUUCGCCCACCUUCUUGUUGAUAUUUGAUGUUGAAUGACUGAUCUGUUCCCAUCUCAAACAUGACAUUUAAGUGGAUUUUCUGUGAAGGUCCCCUGUAUUAAGCGGUCUAUGUUUUUUGAAGGCACAAUAAACGGCAUCUAAUUGCAAGCUUCCUUAUGAAAUGUAGCCAAUUAAAGCACACAGUCUGUCUGUCCUUGGUUGUGUUUGAAAUGUCAUAGCCAUUAAAACUCACUGUUUAAAAUGUC
Molecule: messenger RNA, 2299 nt
Organism: Labeo rohita (rohu)
Lineage: Eukaryota; Metazoa; Chordata; Actinopteri; Cypriniformes; Cyprinidae
Gene: nxn
Product: nucleoredoxin
Exons: 8
Coding region: 198-1454 (418 amino acids)
Molecular function (GO): thioredoxin-disulfide reductase (NADPH) activity
Source: RefSeq, a predicted model, not a curated record